CGCCGUCGUCUCCACUCUGUCAGAGACCAGGAGGAGCACGCACGGACGCGCCGCAAGCCGCCAAGCGCCCAAGCCGGAGAGCGAAGCACAUGCUGGGCCUUCUCCGCCGCCGCGCCGCAUCCUCGCCGGCGGCGAGCCUCCAGCUAUUCCAGUGCUGUUACCAUCGAAGCAGUGAGAGACUAUUGCCUUGCCGAGACCAGGAAGUCUCAUAUGGUCUCAAUUGGGCUAUUGCUGCGAGAGGUGUUGUCGUAAAAGAUAAGGUCUUCUACAACUUGGAGCCGUCUGAGCUUCAGAAAAGUGGCACUGCUUACGCAGAGCGUUUGUCUGGUACUCCACUUCAUGUCAAAGGAAAUGUUAUCGGUGGGUUCCCUGAAAUUUCAGGAGCUCAAUUUGCAAAGCUUCUGAAACAGGUGACCUUUCACCUUUCAUCCAUCUCAAGUCUUUAUGUCCAAGAUGGUGCCAUUGGUUCAUCUGCAGAAUGUGAUGCAAAGGUCCGUGUUAUAAGUGACAACCCCUCUGCCAUCAUGUCACUCUCCAAUAUCCUUCAGAAAAUACCAGAUCGUGCGAUUUCCCACGACACAUGCCCUUUAACUAUAUAUGUUGCCAGUUCCAUCAGUACCAACGUCAGGAAUGCUCUAGGUUCAGGGACACAAUAUGCUAAUGGAGUUGCAGUGGCAGACAUAGAGCGCUCAUCACUUAUCCUAUGUGGUAAAGCAUUUGCUGAUUCCGCUAUGCUAAAAGAUGCUCUUACCGCUUUGGCUGCCCCUAUACUGUCUGCAAGAGGAGGCCUCCCUGUCCCUGGCUGGCUUCUGUCUUCUGGCGGUUCUAUCGUACUGCUGUUUGCUCCAGUGGAGGUCAUCAAGUCCUGCUCCGAAAUUCAGGAUGUUCUUGUGUCUACUGAUAGCGGUGUAGUUAUCUGUUCAAAACAAUCUAGUGUGCUUUUCCCAACAAAGUCAAGACCACCACAGUUGUUUACCAAACCAGCUACAGUGGUUGUUGUAUCAUCUGAUAGCACUGAUGCCCUACCAUUAGUAUCAAAGCUCUCUCCAGGUCAGGCAGCUUACCAUUUCUUAGCUGGAUAUGAGGAUGGUAAAUUCAUCCCAGCUUACAACAGGGCCCCCUCUCCUUUUGACCAGCUUGCCCUCGCGAAUUCCUUAUUUUUGCAUUUGAAAAAAGACAAGACACCAACUUAUCUGAUCAAUGCCAAGAGCUCCGGAAAGCAAAUUGAUGGCAAGGACUUGAUGAGACUAAUCGAGCUGGCGCAAUCUAACGGCAUGCCAGACAGCACCAAACCUGAGGACACUAGAGUGGCUGAACUCAAGGGGAAGUACAGGGGCUUUAUAUCCAGCAAGUUUGGCAAAUGUUUACCCGAGGAGUUCUCAUUCUGAUAGAUACAAGUGUUAACCUAAUGCAGUGUAGGGUAGUUUUACGCCGGGCCCUAGAUAGGCUUUGCAUUCUAAAUUGAGCUGAGAUAGCUCCCCAAUCUCCUUCGUGAACAAGAAAUGCAUCAUUAGCUUUGUCUCCUCUUGGUGUUGGGAUGCAGAGCUGCUGUGCCUUCAUAAUAAAUAAACUCAUUAGCAAGCUGUGUACAAGCAGUCACUAGUUGUACAUUCCA
This is a messenger RNA of Triticum aestivum (bread wheat), 1615 nucleotides long. RefSeq lists its product as uncharacterized. The record is from RefSeq and is a predicted model, not a curated record. Gene Ontology annotation, cellular component: cytosol. Gene Ontology annotation, biological process: gluconeogenesis. Gene Ontology annotation, molecular function: phosphoenolpyruvate carboxykinase (ATP) activity; ATP binding. NCBI's taxonomy places the organism in Eukaryota, Viridiplantae, Streptophyta, Magnoliopsida, Poales, Poaceae. Bases 90 to 1388 code for a protein of 432 amino acids. The transcript has 11 exons.